UAAACACGCCGUUGUGACAAACUCACUGGCUUGGUGGCUCAAAACAUGGGUCUUCUCCAGUGGGUAUUUGCACUUUCUACUCUCUUCUUGCACUUCUCAACCUUCGUGUCCUCAGAUUCUUUGCUUAGAAAAGAAGGGUCGGCUAAAAUCAGAUUAAAUUUCUUGGAAUCAGCUAAAAGUCCAGAGCUUUUCGAUUGGAUGGUCAAAAUUAGGAGGGCCAUACAUGAGAACCCAGAGCUUGGUUAUGAAGAAUUUGAGACCAGUAGACUAAUCAGAGAUGAGCUUGACAAAAUGGGUAUUACCUAUAAGCACCCGUUUGCUGUUACUGGAAUAGUUGGCUCCAUUGGAACUGGAAAACCUCCCUUUGUUGCAAUCAGGGCUGAUAUGGAUGCUCUACCUAUUGAGGAGAAGGUGGAAUGGGAGCACAAGAGUAAAAUUCAAGGAAAAAUGCAUGCUUGUGGGCAUGAUGCCCAUGUUGCUAUGCUUCUUGGUGCUGCCAAGUUGCUUCAAAAACAUUCCAAUAAAUUGCAGGGGACAAUCCUUUUGGUUUUCCAACCUGCCGAGGAGGGAGGGGGAGGUGCAAAGGAAAUGGUCGAUGCCGGGAUUCUUGAGGAUGUUGAUGCCAUCUUUGGCCUGCACGUCUCUUCUCUUUAUCCUGUUGGGACAGUUGCCAUCCGAUCUGGCCCUAUUCUGGCUGGCAGCGGCUUCUUUGAUGCAGUAAUCAGUGGAAAAGGAGGUCAUGCAGCUAUUCCCCAGAAUGCCAUAGACCCAAUCUUGGCAGCUUCCAGCAUUAUUGUCAGUUUGCAACACCUUGUUUCACGCGAGGCUGAUCCCUUGGACUCACAAGUAGUAACUGUUGCAAAGUUCCAAGGUGGUGGUGCAUUCAACGUUAUACCCGAUUCAGUAACCAUUGGUGGUACAUUCAGGGCAUUUUCAAAACACAAUCUCUUUCAACUUAAACAACGGAUUGAGGAGGUUAUUACGAGACAAGCCGGUGUGCAGAGGUGCAAUGCGAGUGUUAAGUUUAGCGAAAAGUCCUUUUACCCACCAACAGUGAACGACGAAGCUUUGCACCACCACUUCUGGAGCGUAGCUGAACGCUUGCUGGGCGCUAAGAACAUUGUGGAAAAGAAGCCACUGAUGGGCGCAGAAGACUUCUCCUUCUUCGCAGAGGCUGUCCCGGGAUACUUCUACUUUGUCGGGAUGGCUAAUGAGACGCGGGGAGAAAAUGUGUUCUCGUCGCACUCCCCUUUCUUUGAAUUGAACGAAGAUGUGCUCCCGUAUGGUGCUGCUUUACAGGCAUCAGUCGCAGCAACAUACCUCGAAGAGUACCACCGAAAAUCAACAACACAGGAGGAAGGCCAUUUCCAUGAUGAAUUGUAAGCUAAGGUAUGUGCUAGCUUUUGUGACACAAGAAACCUUCUGCUUUUAAUUGUUGAUUCAAGUGUGAUGCAUAUUUUGCUCCACAAAUACAUCACUAAUCAAUCUUUCCCAAGUUCAUUCCUUGUCUAAAAGGAACGUAAGUUACCAUCGAACUAUACUAUGAACAAUUAAU
Molecule: messenger RNA, 1555 nt
Organism: Ipomoea triloba (trilobed morning glory)
Lineage: Eukaryota; Viridiplantae; Streptophyta; Magnoliopsida; Solanales; Convolvulaceae
Product: IAA-amino acid hydrolase ILR1-like 4
Exons: 5
Coding region: 46-1383 (445 amino acids)
Biological process (GO): auxin metabolic process
Cellular component (GO): endoplasmic reticulum
Molecular function (GO): IAA-Ala conjugate hydrolase activity
Source: RefSeq, a predicted model, not a curated record